Messenger RNA from Nerophis ophidion (straightnose pipefish), 2603 nucleotides. Its product is annotated as zinc finger protein 501-like. Bases 51 to 1295 code for a protein of 414 amino acids. NCBI's taxonomy places the organism in Eukaryota, Metazoa, Chordata, Actinopteri, Syngnathiformes, Syngnathidae. The record is from RefSeq and is a predicted model, not a curated record. The transcript has a single exon. Gene Ontology annotation, molecular function: RNA polymerase II cis-regulatory region sequence-specific DNA binding; DNA-binding transcription factor activity, RNA polymerase II-specific. Gene Ontology annotation, biological process: regulation of transcription by RNA polymerase II. Gene Ontology annotation, cellular component: nucleus.
GCAGUAUACUGUACAACCCUACUACACACACAUACAGUACAUAGAAGAACAUGUGUUUUUGUUGUUUGUGUCUUGCAGACAUCCAGCAGCUGAUCGGUAAUCCCGAAAAAGUUUCCCCUCAGUCAGGGGGGAGCUCCACUUUGAAGCAGGAGACUCCACAACCACCCUGCAUUAAAAAGGAAGAGGAGGAACUCUGCAUCACUCAGGAGGGAGAGUGUCUUCUAGGACGAGAGGAAGCUGAUUACUCCAAGUUGCAACUGACUGUUGUCUCUGUGAAGACUGAAGAUGAUGAAGAGAAACCACAAGUAGACAACCUCUUAGCUCCACUAUCAGAUAGUGAGACUGAAGACGAGGUUGAAGUAACUUUGAGCAGCGAUACAGACUGUGAAGGUGAUAUGAGGACUCACACUGACAACAAACACUCUGAAUGCUCUUCGAAGAAGAGAGGUGAAAAAUGUUUGAGAUGCUCAGUUUGUGCUGAAAGUUUUACUAAAAAUAGCUGUUUGACUGGACACAUGAGAACACACACAGGUGAAAAACCUUUUAAUUGUUCUGUUUGUGGAAAAAGCUUUUCUCAAAAUAGCUCUUUGACUCAACACAUGAGAAUACACACAGGUGAAAAACCUUUUAUUUGUUCAGUUUGUGAAAAAAGCUUUUCUCAAAAUGGCUCUUUGACUCAACACAUGAGAACACACACAGGUGAAAAACCAUUUAAUUGUUCAGUUUGUGGCAAAAGCUUUUCUCAAAAUGUCCAUUUGACUCAACACAUGAUAACACACACAGGUGAAAAACCAUUUGAUUGUUCAGUUUGUGGCAAAAGUUUUUCUCACAAUAGCAAUUUGAGUCAACACAUGAGAACGCACACAGGUGAAAAACCAUUUAAUUGUUCAUUUUGUGGCAAAAGUUUUUAUCGAAAUUGCCGUUUGACUCAACACAUGAGAACACACACAGGUGAGAAACCAUUUAAAUGUUUAGUUUGUGGCAAAAUCUAUUCUCAAAAUACUUCUUUGAAUCAACACAUGAGAACACACACAGGUGACAAACUAUUUAAUUGUUCAGUUUGUGGCAAAAUCUUUUCUCGAAAUUGCCGUUUGACUCAACACAUGAGAACACACACAGGUGUAAAACCAUUUAACUGUUCGAUUUGUGGUGAAAACUUUUCUAUGAAGAGACGUUUGACUGAACACAUGAGAACACACACAGGUGAAAAACCAUUUAGUUGUUCAGUGUGCUGUAAAAGGUUCACACAUAAAGCAGACGCAGCAAAACACAUGAGAACACACAAGGGAAAAUGACCAAUUAGCUGUUUAGUUUGUGGUAUGUUGCUCAUAUGUGGCGACAUCCACCCUACCCAGGACCUCCUCACUGCUUCUUUCACAAAUAUCUGAGCUAUUCAUACAAACUUGGAUUAUUUAGAGUAUAAUCUUAUCCACUCAUGACCCCAUGUCUUCUCUGUAUCUGAAACCUUCCUGAACUGUAAGAUAGAUGAUGCUUCAAGUGCUUGGUUACUCCUUCUUCAGUCCAGGGACCUGGGGCCUCAUGUGUCAAGUUUGUGCACGCUCAAAAACCUGCACUACACUGUUUGUCACGGUAAAGUUGAAAUGUAUCAAAAUUGAAGCUGACACAUAAGUGAUGCUGGGUAACUGUUUGCAUAACAAAUUGCCAAUUUUUGCUCCUCAGACUGAUUGAUGUGCAAAUCAGAGACAUGUGAACAAUUAACCCCCAACACCCACAACCCAACCCCCACCUCCCUCGACAUUCGGGCAUAACAGGUUCAAUCCGGCCCGCUAGAUGAGUUUGCAAAGUGUAAAAUUCAGCUGCAUUUUUUAAUGAAAGAAACUGCUUUUCUAAUUGUGUCCACUGGAUGUCGCAAUAGCAAUUCUGUUAGGCAAGCAAAUAGUUUAUACCGAGGCGAGCAAGUAUACCAAGCAAGAGGUACACGGUAAAGCGGGGCUGUGACUCCUCCCCCUCCAGCCAACGUAAAAGAGGAGUAAAAUAAUCAAUCAGUAACCCCACUUCAAAUGCAGCAUGAGACACUGCACACUGAUAUAGUUCUGUGAAAAUGAUUGUCUUCUGUGCAAAUGUAAAGAAAGUGAACAGUGUGUGAUUUACUGCAAUACUGUCACUCUUUCAACUUUUUAUUUGGGCUUUGUUGAAAUUGUUCACACAUUGCACUGCUUUUAUUUUUCUGUCAAUACACAUUAUGUCUAAAAGGCAAGAAGUAACUCAAUACUUUUCAAUAGUUUCUACCUCAGUGUGUAUGGUUUGUUGAGUUAGCACAGGAUUAAUAUGUGGAAAUGACAAAUGAGGUAGUUGAUACAUAGAAUAGCUUUCAUUCAAGCUUUAUUUAGUUUUUUGUUCAAUUCUAGAUGGGCUGUGACUUAAAGUUUAAUUUCUUUGUACAAAGACUGCGAUUAAGUCUAAGGUCAUUGUGUUCUUCAAGGUGUUUCUGAAAAUGCACCCUUUGUUUCCUCUAAAUGUUUAACUUACUUUGAAGUGUUUUGUCAGGAUGAUUAUUUGUACUAUGUACAUUUUCAGAAUGUGCUUGUUCUGUUUUGGGCCGAAGUAAAAUAAAGAAAACAAUCUGAAGUUGUCAUAGUCGU